AUGUCGAAAGCGGCCACAUCAGCGUCCACGGCCUUCCCGCCGGGACUCGGGAUCGACCUCGACACCGCAGACGCUCCAACCCCGGAGUACCGCUAUCAAGUCGAGAUCGCCCAAAUGAUGUUCGUCUUUGCCGACGUCGUCGACCCCACCCCGGACGUCACCCGUCUCGUAGAAGAUAUCGUUCGCUCUCAAACAAUAGAAAUGAUCAUUCAGUCCCGUCGCCUCUCCCAACGCCGUGCCUCCAAAUACCUCUCGCCCGAAGACCUCAUCUUCCUCAUCCGAUACGACCGCGCCAAAGUCAACCGUCUCCGCACCUACCUUUCCUGGAAAGACGUACGCAAGAACGCCAAAGACUCGGGCGACUCUGCAGGAGGCGGCUCUGGCGCACCACCGGAGAUCGACGAGGAUCCGACGACACUCGAUGGACCCAAUAAGGCCACCAAGAUGAAGAUCCGACUGCCGUGGGAGAUCUCGUCCGUCUACUCGGAACAUCUCUUGGCGUUGCCCAAUGCGGAUGGAGAGGAGGACGAGGAUGAUGACGAUUUGGAAGCUCACGAAGCAUCUAUGCAGCGUCUCAAGGAUGCGGACGAGGCGACGCGGAGGAUGACGAGGGAAGAGUACGUCCACUACUCGGAAUGUAGGCAGGCGAGUUUCACUUUCCGAAAGUCGAAAAAGUUCCGAGAGUUCAUCAACGCAAGUGCGUACCUGGACGUCAAACCGAACGACGAUAUCAUCGAUAUCCUGGGAUUCUUGGCCUUCGAGGUGGUGAGGGAGCUGUGUCUAGGUGCAGUGGCGAUCAAAAAAAGCUUGGAGGAUCAGAAAGCGGCCAGGAUCAAAGCCGAUGCGGCGCUGCAACAGCAACAACAGCAAGCGAGUAGCAGCGGAUUGACGACAAUCUCGACCACGGCCACAACGAGCAGUUCCAGCACCUCGAACAAACGCAAAGACGACGAUCCUCCCGAAACAGCAUCAAGCAGUGCCGCAAAGAAACCAAAGCUCGAAAGCGAUUCCGCCGACGACACCGCAACGUCAUCAGCAGAUCAAACCCUCACCAACCCCCAGAACGACCCAUCACAACCCUCCCCAUCCUCACCUUCAAAAGAUCCAUCAGACCCCUCAAACCCAACGCCGGACGACGAGCUCUGCACACUGUUCACCCUCCCACCAUCCAUCGAAACGCCUCUGCUCGCAUCACACAUCCAAGAAGCUUUCUCCCGACUACAACGAAGACAUCCACCAGCUCUAGCCUCAGGGGCAAGAGGCUCAGCUGGUCCUGGAGGUCUUCGUCGAACGCGCGUCUUUGUCAUUUGA
Molecule: messenger RNA, 1311 nt
Organism: Pseudozyma hubeiensis SY62
Lineage: Eukaryota; Fungi; Basidiomycota; Ustilaginomycetes; Ustilaginales; Ustilaginaceae
Exons: 1
Coding region: 1-1311 (436 amino acids)
Biological process (GO): transcription by RNA polymerase II
Cellular component (GO): SAGA complex
Molecular function (GO): transcription coregulator activity; protein heterodimerization activity
Source: RefSeq, a predicted model, not a curated record